AAUGACCAUCAAACGCCCCUUUUUAUGUGAGUGUGCGCAGAGCCUGAAGCAGAAAAGCCUGAAUUAACAAAGAAAGCUUAUAACCAACGUCGUCUCAUCACUCACAGGGCUUUCGACUUUGCCAGGCAGUUCAAAUUCCUUCAUUUUUAUUUUAGAGAAAACAAGCGAACACUUAAGAGUCAGUGGGUUUAGUUUGAGGGGGGGAAAUGGGGUUUGCCAUGGAGGAAAGGAUUUCUUCCUUGAUGCUUCUGUGUCUCGUGCUGUCAGGUGUUGGUGCCAUUGAAGUUACCAUCCCCCAAAGUCUUUAUGAGUUUGCCGGGGGUGACAACAUGAUACUGCCCUGCUCCUUCACACCUAAAAAUCCCACAGGCCCUAAACAGAUAGUCGUCAUCUCAUGGUCUGCUUUGAGUCUGGAUGUUGAUCCUCAAACGAUCCUCACCUACUACUAUCCUGUAAAAAGUGUUGACAUUCAUCCCAUGUAUGAAGGUCGGGCAUCGCCGGAUGUUGACGUCCUUCAGGGAAAGGCUAACCUGAAGCUUUCCUCCCUCAAACUAGCUGACAACAAAACUUAUGAGUGUCACAUUCAGAUCCCAGGUGACAGCACUGGCAAGCCAGUUGCCACCACACGCGUGAUGGUCCUAGUGGCUCCCUCUCCACCCAUCUGUAAGAUCCAGGGAGCAGCGGAGCACGGCCAGAAUAUCACCUUGUCCUGUGUGUCUGAGGAAGGUUCUCCAGCACCCACUUAUAAGUGGGAUCGCCGUAAUUUACAGAACAUAUCUGUUCCUCAAGACCCCAAAACCACUGACAAGGGAGGCAUCCUUUCCCUGUAUGAUAUCUCCAGCGACACAUCAGGAUUCUACAUCUGCACCUCAGCAAACAAGAUCCACUCUGCUACCUGCAACCUCACCCUCUCAGUUAUGCCGUCUAAGAUGAAAACUUCUUUAGACUGACUUUUCCAAUUUUUCUUUUCAAUAAAUAUAUCUUUACAGAUAUAUAAUAAUA
Messenger RNA from Archocentrus centrarchus (flier cichlid), 1002 nucleotides. Its product is annotated as cell surface A33 antigen-like. The record is from RefSeq and is a predicted model, not a curated record. NCBI's taxonomy places the organism in Eukaryota, Metazoa, Chordata, Actinopteri, Cichliformes, Cichlidae. The coding region runs from base 207 to 950 and encodes 247 amino acids. Gene Ontology annotation, cellular component: plasma membrane. The transcript has 5 exons.